Molecule: messenger RNA, 803 nt
Organism: Gekko japonicus
Lineage: Eukaryota; Metazoa; Chordata; Lepidosauria; Squamata; Gekkonidae
Product: checkpoint protein HUS1-like
Exons: 6
Biological process (GO): mitotic intra-S DNA damage checkpoint signaling; mitotic DNA replication checkpoint signaling; telomere maintenance
Cellular component (GO): nucleolus; site of double-strand break; checkpoint clamp complex
Source: RefSeq, a predicted model, not a curated record
UCCGUCUGCGUGUUUUUAAUUGUGUCAACACCGGCUGCGACAAUGUGCCAGGAGACAUCGUCCUUAUCAGCUCCAGGCAGGAGCCGUCCUUGUCAAGCAGCAGCCGCAUUGUGACCCACGACAUCCCAGUAAGACUGAUCCCGAGAAAACUGUGGAGUGACUACCGGGAGCCGGUCGUGCCCGAUUUUGAUGUCAGCAUUUAUUUACCAGUCCUGAAGACCAUGAAGAGCAUCGUGGAGAGGAUGAAGAACCUCAGCAACUCGAUAGUAAUAGAAGCAAAUCUAAAUGGGGACAUGAACUUGAAAAUAGAAACCGAACUCGUGUCUGUCACCACCCAUUUCAAAGAACUUGGGAAUCCUCCCUGGGUUUCCGGGAAUGGCUCUCAAGAUUCCACGCAAGAGAGGGAUCCGGAGAGCAUGGCGGAGGCCCGUAUUGACAUCAAGAAGCUUCUUCAGUUCCUCGCCGGGCAGCAAGUGAAUCCCACCAAAGCCCUGUGCAAUAUCGUCAGCAAGAGGAUUGUUCACUUCAUCUUACUCCAAGAGGAGGUUUCCCUUCAGUAUUUCAUUCCGGCCCUUGCGUGAAUUGAAGAGCCCGCCCCACCACGCAUUGCUGCUACCCAUGCCAGCAUCUCUUCUCAAGAUGCCAAAAUAAGGAAGGAACGAAAGGGUUUCGAUGUUGGUAGUUGCGUUAUAUUUUUAUUUACAGCCUUCUAAGUGCAGAAGAAUAUUUUUAAGAGUCUUACUUCCCUUGUAAAUGUAUCUCAAUAUCCGUUGGUAUUUGUAUCUAAGUUUUAUUAAACAAUU